AUGUCAUUUAAUAAUAGGUUCGUUUCAGAGAGUGAAUUAGAAGAACAAAGGAAACUGUAUGGUGGGAAACAAAAGGAUGAUGGUGAAUAUGAUAGUAGAACUUUAUAUGAAAGGUUACAAGAAAAUAAAAGAAUAAAAGAGGAAUCAAUAAUUGAAAAAACUAAAUUUAAACCGUCACAAGGUUUAGAUAAAGAUGAUAUUGAACAUUAUAAAGAGAAUGAAAAAAUUGAAAAUGAAAAAAAGAAAUUAGAACAAGAUGAAAUUGAAAGAGAACUUGAAGAUUUUAAAAAAUCACAAGCUUCAAAUUUAUUCAAUUCAAUAAUUCCUCCUCAAUCAAAUAGCAAUAAUAAUAAUAAUAAUAAUAAUAAAACUACUCAAUCAAAUGAUAAUUCUUUAAAAAUUGAAAAUACUACUACUACUACUACUACAACUGAUGUGACCACCACAAAGAGAAAACUUGUAAAUAUAAAAUUAAUACCGAAAAAUAAUGAGAAUAAUAAUAAUGACAAAAAUGGAAAUAAUAAUGACAAAGAUAAAGAAAAGGAAGAAGAAGAGGAAGAAGAAUCAAAAAAGAAACUUAAAACUGAAGAAAAUGAAAAUGAUAAAAAUACUCAAUCUGUAAAUUCUUUUGCUAGUUUAAUGGGAAAUUAUGAUAAUUCAAGUGAAGAUGAAGAAUAA
Dictyostelium discoideum AX4 is the source of this 678-nucleotide messenger RNA. RefSeq lists its product as hypothetical. Lineage: Eukaryota; Evosea; Eumycetozoa; Dictyosteliales; Dictyosteliaceae. The record is from RefSeq and is a predicted model, not a curated record. The coding region runs from base 1 to 678 and encodes 225 amino acids. Gene Ontology annotation, cellular component: nucleus. The transcript has a single exon.